Triticum turgidum subsp. durum (durum wheat) is the source of this 870-nucleotide messenger RNA. The record is from the annotation of a GenBank genome assembly. NCBI's taxonomy places the organism in Eukaryota, Viridiplantae, Streptophyta, Magnoliopsida, Poales, Poaceae.
AUGGGGAGCCUCCUCGAGGACGGCCUCUCCUACAAGGAGAGCUUCAUCGUGCGCUGCUACGAGGUCGGCAUCAACAAGACCGCCACCGUCGAGACCAUCGCAAACCUCCUCCAGGAGGUAGGGUGUAAUCAUGCACAAAGCGUUGGGUUCUCCACCGACGGUUUUGCCACGACUACAACAAUGAGAGAACUUGGACUCAUUUGGGUCACAAAUAGGAUGCACAUUGAGAUCUACAAAUACCCCGCUUGGGGUGACGUUGUUGAGAUUGAAACAUGGUGCCAAGCUGAUGGAAAGAUCGGUACUCGGCGUGAUUGGAUCCUUAAGGAUUUAGCUAAUGGUGAAGUUAUUGGAAGAGCUACCAGCAAGUGGGUCAUGAUGAACCAAAAUACACGCAGACUUCAAAGAGUCAGUGACGAAGUCAGGGAUGAGGUGUUUAUCCACUGUCCGAAGAGUCCAAGAUUAGCAUUCCCUGAGGAAAAUAAUGGCAGUCUGAAGAGGAUUCCUGUUCUAACAGAUCCUGCACAGCACUCGAGGCUCGGUCUAGUGCCUAGAAGAGCUGAUCUGGACAUGAACCAACAUGUCAAUAAUGUCACUUACAUUGGUUGGGUCCUCGAAAGCAUACCUCAAGAUAUUAUUGAUACCCAUGAGUUGCAAACAAUCACUCUUGACUACAGAAGAGAGUGCCAGCAUGAUGACAUAGUCGAUUCUCUCACCUAUAUAGAGGAAGGGGAGGAGAUAAAUUCUAAUGGAUCUCUGUUUUCAGCGCCGCACCCAGAAGAGCAGCGUCAGUUCUUGCACUGCUUGAGAUUUGCUGGGGCUGGGGACGAGAUCAACCGUGGUCGCACCGUGUGGAGGAAACUAGCUAGAUAA